AUGCGUGUACAAUCCCUCCUCACACUUUCCGGCUUAUGGAUGGGCCUCGGAGCUGCAGCAUCUGAAUCAACUCCCAUAUCAUCAGCUCCCGCUCCCCUUUUCGGUCGUCAAGUCGGCGUGCCACCUCUCUGUUCUGUAAUCCCUGCACGAUGGAUCCACCUGGUCAAAGCUGUUGCGCAGCUGGAACGAAGAGCUGCUGUAAUGAUGAAACGAACAAUUGCGCUUGUUGUAUUGGCGCGACUUGUGGACCCUGUUGAACAGGUACCUACUGAAGGUCUGAAUUUUGGAUGUUCACAUCUUGCUUCGCCAUGA
Molecule: messenger RNA, 312 nt
Organism: Ramularia collo-cygni
Lineage: Eukaryota; Fungi; Ascomycota; Dothideomycetes; Mycosphaerellales; Mycosphaerellaceae
Exons: 3
Coding region: 1-312 (103 amino acids)
Source: RefSeq, a predicted model, not a curated record